This is a messenger RNA of Erpetoichthys calabaricus (reedfish), 1973 nucleotides long. RefSeq names its product syntaxin 19 (gene stx19). The record is from RefSeq and is a predicted model, not a curated record. Gene Ontology annotation, cellular component: synaptic vesicle; plasma membrane; presynaptic active zone membrane. Gene Ontology annotation, biological process: synaptic vesicle fusion to presynaptic active zone membrane; intracellular protein transport; exocytosis. The transcript is spliced from 2 exons. Gene Ontology annotation, molecular function: SNARE binding; SNAP receptor activity. Lineage: Eukaryota; Metazoa; Chordata; Cladistia; Polypteriformes; Polypteridae. Bases 249 to 1127 code for a protein of 292 amino acids.
CUUUAUGUGGGCAGGGCCUCAAACUGGAAUGUUCAGAGCAAACGCCAGAAUAGGCAAGCUGUAAACACUGCUCUGAAGGAGCUCUGUGUAGCGCUGAGGACUGCAUCACCCGUUUGGAUGGAAGAUAGCAUGGGUCUGUGCUUGAGAAGAAAAGACAACUGGACAGAGAGGAGCGCAAUUUUUAAAGUGUUCCUGACAGCAAGGCCUAUUCUAUAGCAUACCUAAAACAAAUACAGUAAAAACUAAAGAUGAAGGACCGACUUGAAGAACUGAAACAACGAGCCAAGGAAACAGAAUCAAAGGAAAGAGCCACUGGAGGGACAGGGGCUGCGAGUGAGGAAUUUACUAUGAAGCAGCAGGCCAUAGUGUUUGAAAAGGAACCAGUUGUGGAAACAGUUCUAAACAAUGCUCAACACAUUCAGGAUGAUAUUCAAGAAUUGGACGAAGAUGUCAAGAAGUUUAGCCAACAACAAAAGGGGCUAAUAUCCAGUAUGAGACGUUUCAGUGUCAUUAAAAAGGAGAGCAACAUUACCAGGGACAUUAAAAUUCGUGCAGAAAAUAUCCAUAAACGUCUAGAGGCUCUGUCCCUGGAUAUCAAGAGAGCAGAGGCAGAGGACGAGUAUGAUUCUGCAAUUACCAGAAUUAAAUGCACUCAGUAUAAUAUGCUCUUCAAGCACUUUCAGAAUGUUAUGUUUCAGUACAAUGACUCCUUGACAGAAAAGCAGGACAAGUGCAAACAGUUCAUUGUGCGGCAGCUGGAAGUGGCAGGUAAAGACGUGACAGAUGAAGAAGUUAACAGAAUGAUGGAGCAAGGAAAGUGGGAGGUGUUCAAUGAGAAUUUACUAGAGGACGUGAAGAUUACAAAAGCACAGCUCAGUGAGAUUGAACAGCGUCACAAAGAACUGUUGAACCUGGAAAGCCAAAUAAAAGACCUACGGGACCUCUUUACAGAGAUUUACUUACAAGUGGAAUUGCAGAGUGGAACCUUAAAUAACAUUGAGGCGAUUGUGAAUGAAACUAAGGAUUAUGUUGAAAAAUCCAAUAAUGAAAUUAAGCUUGCAGUGAAAUAUAGGCAAAGAAAUCCUUGCAAAGUGCUUUUUUGUUGCUGCUGUCCAUGCUGUGACUAAAUAUUUGGACAUAAAUAAGCAAAAACAAAAAAGCAUUUUGGACUGAGUAUUUCACUUGUGUAAAAUUGGUCUCUUCACUGAGCUAUGCUCUGAUUAAAACUUUAAAUGAUAAUUAUAAACACACAUGCAAAAAUAAUAUUUGUAUAAGAAUGUGUUUACAUAGUUGAAGUGAACUGUAUUUUUUACUGCUGCAGUAUUCAUUUUAUUUAUAUAGGAGUCUUCUCAGAAAAAUAAACAAAAUCAAUGGCUUUAACUAGCAGUGUUAACAAUGCAUUUGCUCUUAGAUGGGUUGUGAUAAAGAAAAGUCCAGUGUCACUAUCUGUUAUGAAUCCAGAGCGUGCUUUUUUAUUAACAUUUAAUUAUGUGAGACUGUAGAGGUAUUAAUCUCAGCUUUUCAUGAUGUAAAGGUUCACAUUAGCGGAGGUCUAGUAUAUCCAGUUCAGUUUAGAAAGACUAUGGGGGUUUAAAAGAAACUGAUUGGAUUUUCUUUAGGGGUGAAGGAUGUUCUAUAUGAGUAGAGGCACUUAGUGAUCCAUUGAUUAACCAAUUUCAUAUUACAAGUGCUAUGAAGUCACUACAUAAAUGCUGUGAUAUUCCAUAGCUUAGCACCUUGUUAAUAAAAUCCACACUGAACGUCAACAACUAAAACCUAAUACUUUAAAAGAUGGGAAGACGUGUAUUUUGAGUUAAACAAAAGCAUAACACCUGACAAAAAAGCAGCAAGUUCAGCUGUGAACAAUGGGAACAAUGUUAACCAGCAGAAAGAAAAGCUUUGCUUCUGUUUAACAAUUUGAGUAAUGGUGAAAUUGGUGUUUUCAGACACUUUAAAAAUACAUUGUCCAUGAA